This is a messenger RNA of Colletotrichum graminicola M1.001, 858 nucleotides long. RefSeq lists its product as uncharacterized. The record is from RefSeq and is a predicted model, not a curated record. The transcript has a single exon. Gene Ontology annotation, molecular function: IgE binding. Gene Ontology annotation, cellular component: extracellular region. The coding region runs from base 1 to 858 and encodes 285 amino acids. NCBI's taxonomy places the organism in Eukaryota, Fungi, Ascomycota, Sordariomycetes, Glomerellales, Glomerellaceae.
AUGCAGCUCACCAGCACCCUCGUCGUCCUUUCGGCCGCCCUCACCGGCGUGUCUGCCCACCCGUCCCUGCACGGCCACCAGCACUUCCACGAGCGCCGCACCGUUGACGGUGUUGAGCAGCGCGAUACUUUCUACAAGAACGUCGCCCCGUCAGUUCCCGCGCCUUCGCCCGUGGCCGCGACCCCGGCUCCGUCUCCCUCGGCCUCUGCCGCCAGCAAGCCCGUCGGCGAGUACGUCCCCUUCUGCAACGGCCAGAAGACCACCAAGCGCGCCACCCUCGCCCAGAUCGCCUCCGUUGGCAACACUGGCACUGAGGACGACUGGGGCUGCAACAUGCAGGUCGUCGACGACUCCAUCCUGUCGCUCUACAACUACACCUCCACCUUCACCGCCAGCGACAAGGACUACACUUGCUCGUGCUUCAACAAGAUCGGUCCCAAGGGCCUGAUCGACGGCUGCUGGUUCGCUGCCAUCACCUUCUCCGUCAAGGAUGGCCAGCACAAGAACGUCGCCUUCGACACCGACUCCCAGGGCUCCUGCGCCUGCGGCGCUGGCUCCGAGGUCCCCAAGACCUUCAUCGGCCAGUUCGCCGGCACCUGGCUCGAGUUCGACUGGGGCUCCGUCGCCAACGGUGGCAACUCCGGUGCCGACGCCUCCGUCCUCGUCGCCGGCUCCCAGUCCCUCCCCUACUACGGCAUGAAGGUCGCCGCCAACGGCAAGACCUGCUCGUGGGUCAAGUCCGACGGCUCCAACCAGGACGCCUACAUGCCCGGCAUGGAGGCUGCUGACGGUGUCGGCUGCAAGGGCUACUACACCGGCCACCUGGACGUCACCCUCGGCGACAACUUCACCGCCUAA